Molecule: messenger RNA, 1236 nt
Organism: Papilio polytes (common Mormon)
Lineage: Eukaryota; Metazoa; Arthropoda; Insecta; Lepidoptera; Papilionidae
Exons: 4
Coding region: 114-476 (120 amino acids)
Source: RefSeq, a predicted model, not a curated record
GCUCGUACCCUUCCAUCCCCCUUGCUACAAAAAGCUGCCACUGCCCUUGUAAAAACUAAAAAUCUGUCAGAUAUAAAUCUAUAUUUUAUAUUUAUAGGAUUGGCAAAAGAAAUAUGAAAAAACAAACUGCAUUUAUGCCUACACUGGAAGUGUUAUUAGAGAGAUUGCCACAAGCUGUUAUAGAUUCUGCAAUAGCUCCUACAAGAGUUCUGCAAGAGAUACCUUUACCAGAUGAAUCCUCACAGUCUCUGCUAUUAAAAUCAGUAAAAACAAAACUAAUGCAGGAUGCAUGGAUGAAAUCAAUGCCGUGUCUGCAAGUUUCAUUGGAAAGAUUACCUGAAAACCUAAUGGCAAGUCUAUUAGCACAAAAGAAAAUAAAUGUGGCACAACAAAAAAGGAAAGUUGGCAGACCAAAGAAGAUAAGAAACACACAAUUUAAAAAUCAAACUCCAAUGUUUGAUUUUAUUUCAGUUUAGAUAAUUUAUUUUUUCGAAAAUCGAACUUUUAAUCAUCGUGGUUAAUAAAUUUGCAAGACGAUUUACUUUAUGAUCUCAAAAUAAGAUUUAAAAAUAUUAUGCCAAAAAUACAAAUUUUAAUUUUUGAAUAAAUCGAUAUUUUAGUCACGAAAAUGAUUGACGGAACUACACUGAUGUUAGCAAGAGAAGCGAAUUUAAAAGCGAAUGAGCGAGACGUGUUGUCUCUUUCACAUUUAUGACAUACGUGUUUUUUGUCUUGCUUAUUUAAUGUGUAUGAAUAGUUCCGUCAGCUGUUAUAGUGAUGUGUAUUUUAGUGUUGGUUAAUGUUAUUAUUUUAAUAAUGACAUAUAAUAAUAAUGACUUAUAUAGUCAAAGUAUGUACUUAUUACUUACUUAAAGUAGACUAACAUGUUUACCUUUCUUAAUAUCUAUUUAAUUACCUUUUCUCUUUCCGUCGAUUUCCGAUCUCCUUUCCAUUCACCUAUUUAAAUUUCCUAAUAAUCCCCUACUCUUCCAAAGAGCGGCUAAAAUGAAGUUUGUAAAUGCUUCAUGAUUGUCAACCGAGUUUUAGGACUUGUGAUGCCGAGAAUUAGGCGUAUUAUGCUUUUUUGGACUAAUUUUUGUCUAGGAAAAUUGCUAAUAUCUAGUAAUUGUUAGACGCUUGUAAAUUAUUAUUUAUUCAUAAAUUUUAACGUAAAAUAUCUUUAAAACCAAGGAUAAUUGACUUAUUUGUGUAGGUUUUAUCUUUUACAUACGAUAU